AUGCCAGAAAAUGCCAUGUCAAGCUUUUUAUUCAAGCUUCUCAAAGGUCACAAGGGGAAGGAAUCGACAGAAACGCAAAGGACUAUCUAUGCAAACGCUCGCUGCGGGAAUAAACACGAAAAUUUCAAACAUGCGCAUAACAAAAUUAGAACAUCAAAGUACACAAUCAUAAGCUAUCUUCCCAUAAAUCUGUACGAACAAUUCACUCGUUUGGCCAACGCUUACUUCGCAAUUCUAAUCAUUCUUCAAUGUAUUCCCGUGAUUUCCUCCCUCGAGCCUAUUACCACCAUCAUUCCACUGGUGAUCGUCCUGGGCAUCACCGCCGUCAAAGAUGGCCUCGACGAUCUCAACCGACACCGCUCCGAUCGUUCCGUCAACAAUCGCAUCGUCGAAGUCCUCGAUCCGACAAAUAUGACCGAGGAAAAUCUCCUGACAAAGGAAAAAUGGAUGAAUAUAAGAACUGGCGAUAUUAUUAAAAUCAAGCAGGAUGAAUCCGUCACUGCUGACGUCCUUUUGCUCUCGACAAGCGACCCCCAUCACCUAGCUUAUAUUGAAACAGCAGAACUUGACGGAGAGACUAAUCUCAAGGUACGAAACGCAAUCCAAGCGACUGGAAAUCUAAUGGACCCGGAAACGGAUCCAGAUGGCCUCAGCUGCUACAAGCUCGCAGCUUUCGAUGGAAAGAUACUCUGCGAGCCACCAAAUAACCGACUAGACCACUUUGUCGGAACCCUUUCAUGGAGAAACGACUCGGGCAGACAGGAAAAACGUUUUCCACUGAGCAACGACAACAUUCUCCUGCGAGGAACGACGAUGAGGAACGUCGACUGGGCCUUUGGCGUUGUCAUUUUCGCUGGGCCAGACACGAAGCUAAUGCAAAACGCAGGCAAAACCUACUUUAAACGCACGUCUGUGGAUAAUUUUCUCAAUCGCUUAGUCGUUUACAUCGGUGGCGGAUUGAUCAUGCUGGCGGUAGUAUCCAUGGUCGGCCACAUCAUCUUUGAAAUGUACCACGGGGAUCAUUUCCAAGCAUUUCUCCCUUGGGAGUUCAUCGACGAGUGCGAGCGAAAAACGAACAUGACUCAGGAUCCUUGCGAAAAGGGAAUUCCCGAGCUGAUCAGUGGCUCGUUGAUUUUCUGGAGUUAUAUUAUCGUCUUAAACACCCUCGUUCCGAUCUCACUCUAUGUUUCUGUGGAAAUCAUUCGUCUCGGGCAGUCGUACUUCAUCAACUGGGAUCGGCAGAUGUACUCGCCUCUGAAAGAUCAGUGCGCAGAAGCGAGGAAAACGACGCUUAAUGAAGAGCUGGGGCAAGUUCAGUACAUAUUUUCGGAUAAAACUGGAACAUUGACGCAAAACAUCAUGCAGUUCAAGAUGUGUUCUAUAUCCGGGCUUGUUUAUGGAAAUCAGUCGGAGCCUUGUGACUUCGAUACUUUCAACCCAAGAUGGUAUGAUCACGAGUUUACCUUCAACGACAACAGGUUGCUCGCGGCUCUUUCCCAAAAGCAUCAAAAAGAGAAAGAGUUCUUUACUCUUCUUGCGCUGAAUCAUACUGUCAUGCCAGAGUACAAGGACGAUGGAAAUAUAGUCUACCAAGCUCAAUCACCAGACGAAGGAGCCCUAGUAAAGGCUGCCAGAUGUUUCGGUUUUGUUUUCCGAAGCCGAAGUCCGGAUACGAUCACAAUCUAUGAUGCCACGCAGGAUCAGAACAUCAUCUUCGAGCUUUUACAGAUCCUCGACUUCGACAAUGUGCGUAAACGGAUGUCUGUGAUCGUGCGGAAAAUCGAACCAGACGGGACGAAGGGUAAAAUCAUGCUCUACUGUAAAGGGGCGGAUAUGACUGUUAUGGAAAGACUGCGAGAAACGACCGAUGAAGACCUGGACGUCAUCGAACAGACAAAAGUGCAUCUUGAUGAGUUUUCUGCGGAAGGAUUGAGGACGCUUUGCUUGGCGUACAGGGAGAUAGACGAGGAGUGGUUUGACAAGUGGAAUCAGAAAUUCACCGAUGCUGCUUGCUCCAUUGACAAUCGGGAGGAAAAACUCUGCGCUUCCUACGAGGAGAUCGAGCAACAGAUGAUUCUCCUCGGCGCAACAGCCGUGGAGGAUAAGCUACAGGAAGAUGUUCCCGCGACGAUCGCGAAUUUGGGCAGGGCUGGAAUCAAGCUGUGGGUCCUCACAGGCGACAAACUGGAAACUGCGAUCAAUAUUGGCUACUCGUGCAAUUUGCUCACCGAUGACAUGCUCGACGUGUUCAUCGUCGAUGGCGAGUCUAGCCUCGAAGUCAAGAGGGAGUUGUUACGUAACUUCGAAACAUUGUGCCAGAAAUGUCAUCCAGACAACGAUUACGGCCUUGUGAUCACGGGCCAUGCGCUCGGUCACGCGCUCGAGCCAGAUGUAGAACAUGACUUGCUCAAAGUAGCGCUCAAAUGCAAGGCGGUCAUUUGCUGCAGAGUCACUCCCUUGCAAAAGGCUAAGGUUGUGCAGCUAGUGAAGAGAACGCAGGCAGCAGUGACGCUCGCGAUCGGCGACGGAGCGAACGAUGUCAGCAUGAUUAAAGAAGCACACAUUGGCGUUGGCAUCUCCGGCGAAGAAGGAACCCAAGCUGUUCUAGCGUCCGACUACUCAAUCGCCCAGUUCAAAUAUCUAGAACGCCUUCUGCUCGUGCACGGGCGCUGGUCCUACUUUCGAAUGUGUCGCUUUCUGGAUUACUUUUUCUACAAGAACUUUGCCUUCACGCUGAUUCACUUCUGGUUCGCGUUCCUGUGCGGCUUCAGUGCUGCUAAUGUGUAUGAUCAGUGGAUGAUCACGAUUUAUAAUGUUUUCUUCACCUCCUUUCCUCCCCUUUGCCUUGGUCUGCUCGACAAGGAUGUAAACGACAAAAUGUGUAUUCUUAACCCCAGUUUAUAUCGCCUUGGACAAGCACAAAAGCUGUUUAACUUGCGAAUCUUCUUGUAUAGUGUCCUCCGAGCUGUGAUCACAUCGCUAAUUCUGUUCUUCGUCCCUAUGUGUAUAUUUAUGGAAGCCACGGGCAAUGAAAAGUGGGGGAUGACUGAUAACGACUCUGACGGGAUGACCUUUGGACGGCAAGCGUUUGCCUUUCUCGUUGCAACAUGUUUAGUCGUCAUUGUCAAUCUUCAAGUGGCCCUUGACACUGCUUAUUGGACGCUGAUAAACCACUUCUUCAUCUGGGGCUCGAUUUUGCUUUACUUUGCACUGCACUUUUUCAUGUACUCAAAUGGUGUUUACGCCCUCUUCCCUUGGAUGUUUCCCUUCGUUGGUGUUGGUCGAUUUGUUAUUGACAAGCCCGUCUUCUGGCUAACCCUUUUGCUGACGAUCAUCAUUUACGUUAUUCCAGUGCUUGCUUUUCGACUCUACAAAUCGAUUACAAAGCCAACAGAUGCUGAAAAGAUUCGGGAGCAGCGUUACAAGCAGAAGCGACGAAAGCAGAAGAAACCAAUCAGCUAUAUUUCGCGACGUGGUGGAAGCCAGCGACCUGGAACCCAGCGUCCAGGCAGCUCUUAUGCUUUCUCGCAUCAGCGGGGCUUUGCCGAUCUGAUCAUGUCCGGAAGAAUGACUUCCAAGAGAAGAAGAAGUCGAUCGACGAUCAAUCAUCUCGCGCGUGCAGGUUUGAGCCUUCCCAGCUCGCCUAAACAAACAACUGUGACGUUUCAAGAGCCACAAGAAAGCGAUGCAAACCACAUCCGCGGAGAAAGACUCGUCGAAUAA
Messenger RNA from Oikopleura dioica, 3723 nucleotides. The record is from the annotation of a GenBank genome assembly. NCBI's taxonomy places the organism in Eukaryota, Metazoa, Chordata, Appendicularia, Copelata, Oikopleuridae.